Molecule: messenger RNA, 1047 nt
Organism: Acanthosepion pharaonis
Lineage: Eukaryota; Metazoa; Mollusca; Cephalopoda; Sepiida; Sepiidae
Source: the annotation of a GenBank genome assembly
AUGGGUAAAGACAAAAGUCCUGUCAACGAUUCUUCGGCUUCUGGACUAACGAAAGUAAACCACACUACUACACCGUCGUCGAAUGAAGGUAAUAAUGUCCCUCCCCAUUUCUGUCCACCUUCUUCUUCCACUAACAAUGGCUACCGACGACAAUCAAAGAUUUCGAGUCGGCAAUCUGUCAGUGAAUACUUUGACAUUUCAUGCAAGGUGAUGUUGAUAGGGGACAGUGGUGUUGGAAAGACGUGUCUCCUCGUACGGUUUAAAGAUGGUGCUUUUCUUUCUGGUAGCUUCAUAUCCACAGUUGGUAUUGACUUCCGGAACAAAGUGGUUGAUGUUGAUGGCACAAAAAUUAAACUCCAGAUCUGGGACACUGCUGGUCAAGAACGCUUUCGAAGCAUUACUCGUGGCUACUAUCGUGAUGCAAAUGCACUACUUCUGCUCUAUGAUGUCACGAAUAAAGCCAGCUUUGACAAUAUCCGGGCUUGGCUGACAGAAAUCAACGAAUAUGCUCAAGAUGAUGUGGUGAUCAUGUUGUUAGGAAACAAAGCUGAUAUGGGUGGAGACAAAAUAAUCAGACGUGAAGAUGGAGAACGGCUAGCAAGGGACCACAAUGUGGCCUUUAUGGAAACCAGUGCCAAGACAGGCAUGAACGUAGAUUUAGCAUUCAUGGCAAUUGCAAAAGAUUUGAAGAUGAAAAGGACCCGAAAACCAGAUGAACCUGCCUUCAAUGUGGCUGAAUAUGUGCAGCAGGAGAACACAAUCAAAAAAUUUUUGCCUUUUCUUUUUCUCUCCUUGCCCAUAAUGCCUUUUUCUCUUCCCCCCAUUAAGUGCCCCCCCUUUUUUAGCCCCCUCUCUCUCCAGUGUCCUCCCCCAGUUUUUUUCUUCUCAUCCUCCUCCCCAUUUUUUCUUGCCAGUAUGUCAUCUGUUUUUUUUUAUCUAAGUGCCCCCAUUUUUCUUUGCCUCCCCAUUUUUCACAUCCCCCCCUGCCCCCUAUUUUACUCUAUUUCCUUUCUCCUUACCAUCACUGUUUUUCUCUUUCCUUGCUAG